AUGGCCCUAACAGCUGGCGAGAGCAAGGAGGAAGCUCUUGGGAACAUUACUGCGAUAGAUGUAGAAAAAGCCGAGAUUGGGAGCACAACCGACACGUCGGUCGAUGUGCCCAUAAGCCACAUCAAGCUCGACCGGAACCGCUUCUCCAUCGCCGGCGCAGCGAAUUUGUCUCUCGACGACGUCGAGGCUGUCAAUGUUCAGAUCCGGGGACUCGCAAUCUCAGUCGAUACGGCUCCUUCAUGGCUUGAUCCUAGCACGUACCCCGAAUUAUUCUCCGCCGGGUUCAAGACGGUGCCUCGCAUCAAAACUCUUUUGCACUCCGUUGAUGCGGACCUCAAGCCUGGAUCUUUGACUGCCAUCAUUGGAGGCAGUGGCUCGGGAAAGACGACGCUGCUCAACAACCUCGCCGAAAGAGUUGUCAGCUCGAGGUUGAGCCAACAAGGCCUGGCAACACUCAACGGGCAAAUCGGGGUCAAUAGUGUUCGAAAUGCCUACGUUAUGCAGCAGGAUAUCCUGCUCCCGACUCUGACAGUUCGGGAGACCCUGAGAUACUCGGCUGAUCUUCGACUGCCAUCGUCUACCAGCGCCGGGGACCGUGAGAGGAUCGUCGAGGAAGUCAUCCGCGAGCUAGGUCUCAAAGAAUGCGCCAAUACGCGCAUAGGAAAUAGUCAGCACCGCGGCUGCUCUGGAGGCGAGAAGAGGCGAGUAAGCAUUGGAGUUCAGCUUCUGUCCAAUCCAUCCGUGCUGUUCCUUGACGAGCCUACCACUGGUCUGGACGCAACAAGCGCGUUCCAGCUCAUAAGAACCCUCAAAGCUUUGUCCCAGAAAGGUCGAACAAUUAUCACGACAAUUCACCAGCCUCGAUCCGAGAUUUGGGACCUGUUUGACAACCUCAUCAUCCUGUCCAAGGGAAGCCCCGUCUUCUCCGGCCCCGUCUCCCAAUGUCUCCCCUGGUUUAAGGAUCUCGGUCACCAACUGCCGCCGUUUGUCAAUCCAGCAGAAUUCGUCAUCGACAUUGCCGCCGUAGACAAUCGCACCCCUGAGUUAGAGGCAGAAACUUCAACUCGUCUCGAAGGUCUCAAAGCAGCAUGGAGGAUAGAGAGUGAAAGUCGCUUCCUGCCUCUAGAGGGCAUCGCCGAGAUGAGGAAGCGGAAAAGACACUCACAGGCGACGACGCAUGCAGGAUUCCUCCGUCAGGUACGCAUCUUGACAGAUCGUACCCUAAAGGUCACAUAUCGAGAUCCCCUUGGCAUGACAGCGUCUAUUCUGGAGGCCAUCAUCAUGGGAGUCGUGAUAGGCUACUUGUUUUUCAAUGUCGGCCGCGAUCAGGCUGGCAUUAGGUCUAGGGAAGGUCUUCUUUAUAUAUGCGUAGGUCUCCAGGGCUACUUGAUCCUGAUGUUCGAAACAUACCGCUUGACCAUUGAUAUGCCGACAUUUGAUCGCGAGUCUUCAGAGCACUGUGUUGAUGCCGUACCCUACAUCUUGUCACGACGAUUGGCACGACUGAUAACAGAGGAUUUCCCUGUCCCUUUCUUAUUCUCUCUGAUUCUAUAUUUCAUGGCCGGAUUUGACCAUGAUGCCGCGAAAUUCUUCACCUUCUUCAGUAUCAGCUUUGUCAACCAUUUUGCUUGCAUCAUGUGUGCAUUCACAUGUGUCGUCACAGUACGACAUUUCCCGGGAGCGAGUUUGAUUGCCAAUUUUGCGUUCACGUUGCAAAGCAUAGCGUGCGGUAUAUUUAUUCAAGUCGAUACUAUUCCGGUUUAUGUUCGAUGGCUGAAAUGGCUGACUUGGUCGUUCUAUACCUUUGGAGCGUAUUGUGGCAACGAAUUCCAAGGCAGCUUCUAUGACUGCCCUGAGUCAGGGGGGGCAUCUAAUCCAGCCUGCCUUCAGUAUACGGGAGAAUACAUCAUGUCAUCCCUCGGAUUUCCCAGAAACUGGAUUGCUCGCCCGAUCGCUUGCCUCACGGCCUUUGUCAUCUUCUUCUUCAUCUUAUCGGCUAUUGGGUUACACUACAUCAAGGUUGAAAUGACCAUCGCGCGGCCGCGAGUUUCAGACACGGACCUGUCGGCCGGAAAGGAAAAGAUGACUGCAAGGUCAAUUGCAGAGGUUCGCACCAUCGAUGUUGAGCUGGAGAAUUUCUCUCUCGAUCUCGAUAAAAGAACUGCCAAUGGCAAAAAGCUGCCUCGAAAAACGAUUGUCAAGCCUAUCAAUGUGACCUUCCAGGCCGGUACCUUGAACAUCAUCAUGGGUCCGUCUGGUAGUGGGAAAACUUCUCUUCUUAACUCGAUGGCACUCCGGCUACGCAACUCGAUUGGCACCAACUACCGCCCAUCUGGCAAGAUGUCCUUCAAUGGGGCAGUUCCGUCAUCGUCGGUUGUCCGAUCUGUCUGUUCCUAUGUCUGCCAGGAUGAUGAUGCUCUCUUACCUUCGUUGACGGUUCGUGAGACGCUGAGGUUUUCUGCUGCUCUGCGACUGCCCUCAUUUAUGAGCAAAGAGGACAAGUAUCGGCGCGCUGAGGAGAUCCUUUUGAAAAUGGGGUUGAAAGAUUGUGCUGAUAAUUUGAUCGGUAAUGAUUUGGUCAAGGGCAUCUCAGGAGGAGAAAAGCGGCGAGUGUCCAUUGCUGUACAGAUCCUGACAGAUCCUCGCAUUCUUCUCCUGGAUGAGCCGACCUCCGGACUCGACGCCUUCACCGCGAGUUCCAUCAUGGAAGUUCUCCAAGGACUUGCGACUGAAGGCCGCACAGUCAUUUUGACUAUCCACCAACCUCGAUCGGACUUGUUCAAACACUUUGGCAAUGUCCUUCUCCUUGCGCGUGGCGGUGCCCCAGCCUAUGCCGGUCCUGCCAAGGAUAUGCUCAAUUAUUUUAAUAAGCAGGGAUACCAAUGCCCACAGCAUUCGAACCCAGCGGACUUUGCUCUGGAUAUGAUUACUAUCGACUUGCAACGAGAUGAUAGAGAGGCGGAGAGUAGAGAUAGAGUUGAAAAGCUCAUUGAAGAGUGGAAAAGAUGUUCAUCGGGGGGAGACAGGGACCAGCUGUGGAAGAAAGAGGAAGGAUCAAGACUUCCAGAGAUAACUGAAGCCGACGAACUAGACGAAAAGAACACGUUCGGUGAAGGUGUAAACGCAGCAGAAGCAAACGUCGAUGAAUCUCUGCCAAAGAUUCAACCUGCAGCAUCUCGCAAAUCCUUCAACAAAGCCAAUCUUUCAACGCCGGCAGAACUCGGUGCUCUGGUCCACAAGCCUGCUUCUCUCGCCACCGCUGUGCCUCUGCUUCUGCAUCGUGCCAUUAUCAACACUCGCCGGCAGCCUCAGCUCAUCAUGGCUCGCACGAUGCAGGUUGUGGGACUGGCCAUCAUCUUCGCCCUCUUCUUCGCACCAUUGCAUCACGAUUACUACUCGGUCCAGAACUGGAUGGGUUUCAUCCAGGAGAUUGGAGCUUUCUACUUUGUCGGCAUGCUGCAAAACGUGGCAAUCUAUCCCACUGAGCGAGACGUCUUUUACCGAGAGGAUGAUGAUGGAGUAUACAGCGUGGAUGCGUUCCUGCUUUCCUAUACAAUUCUUGAGGUCCCCUUUGAGAUUCUCAGUUGUCUUCUUUUCGGCAUCUUGAUGUGUCUCGCCGUCGGCCUUCCCAGGACGGCAACCAUGUACUUUGUCUCCGUCUUUGGCUGCUUCGGGAUAGUCUCGUGUGGCGAGAGCCUUGGGAUCAUGUUCAACACUAUCGUCAACCACACCGGCUUCGCCGUCAACAUCAUGGGCAUGUUUCUCUCCAUUGCCACCGCCAUGGCUGGUGUUCUGUCCAUCAACGCCCCCAAGCCCUUCAAGGCCCUCAACUACCUCUCGCCUAUCCGCUAUGCAUCACGAUCAAUCGCCCCCUAUGCCUUGCGGGAUGAAACCUUCUACUGCAAGCCGGGACAACAGCUUGCAAACGGCACUUGCCCGAUCGAGACAGGCAAGCAGGUCCUUCAGCUGUACGAUUUUGAUGUCGAUCCGGUGGUGAAUGUGGCAGCUUUGGCAGGGUGUUUGGUCGUAUACCGGCUGUUGGCUUGGCUGCUGCUGAGGCUGGCGAGGACAAGAUGGGGCGGAUCUAAGAAAUAG
Messenger RNA from Trichoderma virens Gv29-8, 4095 nucleotides. RefSeq lists its product as uncharacterized. The transcript is spliced from 2 exons. The record is from RefSeq and is a predicted model, not a curated record. NCBI's taxonomy places the organism in Eukaryota, Fungi, Ascomycota, Sordariomycetes, Hypocreales, Hypocreaceae. Gene Ontology annotation, molecular function: ATP binding; ATP hydrolysis activity; ABC-type transporter activity. Gene Ontology annotation, cellular component: membrane. Bases 1 to 4095 code for a protein of 1364 amino acids.